This is a messenger RNA of Daldinia vernicosa, 1232 nucleotides long. RefSeq names its product Translin. The coding region runs from base 307 to 1044 and encodes 245 amino acids. NCBI's taxonomy places the organism in Eukaryota, Fungi, Ascomycota, Sordariomycetes, Xylariales, Hypoxylaceae. The record is from RefSeq and is a predicted model, not a curated record. Gene Ontology annotation, biological process: RNA metabolic process. Gene Ontology annotation, molecular function: sequence-specific DNA binding; single-stranded DNA binding; RNA binding. The transcript is spliced from 3 exons. Gene Ontology annotation, cellular component: cytoplasm; nucleus.
CGUAAAUAUUUGCUGUAAUCCGUAAAUUAGAGCAGUAAUCCAAUAUCUCGAUCAUUGAAGUCGCGGUAGCCUACCUGCUAUAUACAUGUUUUCUCUACCUAUUUCGAAAUAAAUACGCGGGUUCAGCGACAGCAUAAUUUCACGCUGUUUGAUCACCGAAGACGAUUGAUUGAAUUGCAAAGUAAAGCAAAGCAAGGCAAGCAUCAUCGGGCCUUCUCGUUAUUUAGCCCUGCCCCUCAUCGUCAUAAUCGUUCAAUCAAAAAAAAAAACUUUUGACUCUUCACAUUCUACCCAACGAAUCUCGAAAUGGCUGGCAACGGUUCCUCAGAUUUGAUCGACCCGUCCAUUUUCGAGUACCUCAAGGCUCAUGGCGAGGAGGAGCUCGAGGUCGGUGACAAGCUUCACCACAUCACCUCUGCUCUCAAUCGUCACAUCUCAACCUGCCAAGGCUUUCUCAGCCGCAUCCAUUCGACCCCCAGCUCUAAGCUGCUGCCGCUAUUGAAGCAGGUUGAGGAGGAUGGUAUCAAGCCCGAGAUCGAAAGCGUUGGCGAGCUAGCCCAAUUUGCUUCUAACUAUCCUUACUACAAGUACAACAACAGAUGGUCCCGAAGCAUCCAGAAUGUUGUCGGUACCAUCUUAUUAACCGGCUGGUUAGGUGGUUUGGGGACUGAGUCGCGUCCGGGUGAGCUUGGUCGUCUUCUGACUAUCGAAGAGGUUGGGCAGCUUUUGAAAGUACCCGUCAAUCUCAAAGACAGAGAUGCAUUUCACAUUACUAUUGAGGAAUACAUCCUGGCCCUGACAGAUAUCACCGAGGAGCUCAGUCGGCUAGCUAUGAACUCGGUAACAUUAGGUGAUAUCGAUCUGACGGUCAGAAUCAGCAGCUUCAUCAAGGAUUUGUUCGCCGGCUUCCAGCUGCUCAACUUGAAGAACGAUAUAGUUCGAAAGCGAGUUGAUGCUGUCAAGUACCACGUUAAGAAAGUUGAGGAUGUUAUCUACGACCUGUCGCUUCGUAACUUGAUCCCCAAGCAUGAGCCUAGCUCCUGAUUUGACAAUAUGUCAACUUGACUGUCAACUCAAAGUAGUACAGCCAAAUAAUUGGCUACCUACCUAGGCAGUCAUACAUAGUACCUAAUAUGAGCAAUAGGCAAUGCGUUGAUGUUUGAUAAUAACCAUAGUUACAUGAGACUUCAUAACAAUUACCUUAGGUUACCUAGGUAGUAACACGAUUCCCC